Messenger RNA from Cinara cedri, 2448 nucleotides. The record is from the annotation of a GenBank genome assembly. NCBI's taxonomy places the organism in Eukaryota, Metazoa, Arthropoda, Insecta, Hemiptera, Aphididae.
GAAAAUACUAAAAUACUAAAUAAAAACCUGUGGGGUGUAAUUAAGUUUCACAUUUUUUCAAAAAUAAUUUUUACGGAUUAGAUUAAUUACUUAUCUUUCUUACUAAAAUAUUAUAAAAUUUAUUAAAUAGAUAUUAAUUUUACUCUUUGUUUUUAUAUGUACAUAUAUCAACGUACAAUAAAGUAAGUAAACCAGAAUAGUAUUAUAGGCUAUUAAGUAUCAUAAUAUAUCAUUAAAAUGUAAUCUUACUUAUGUUAAUUUAUGUUGUCUAUAAUACAAAGUAGUAUUUCAAAUAAAUUGUUUCAAAUUUAUAAUUGGAGAAUAUGGUAUUGACAUUUUAUUUGUCUUAGCUUAUACAUAAUUAAUUUUUAUGGAUUUAAUUUGGUAAUCUAUGCUAUAAUGCUAAUUGCCAUAGGUACCUAAAUAAUUUAAUAUUUUUUAUUUCUUUAUAUUCUAUUUUUUUUAUAUGGGUGUGCCUAAUGUACUGGACCCAUGGGCUACUUUAGCCCAGAUCUGCAAGUGCUUUCGUUGAAAAUUGCAAUUGCAUUAUAACCUAGUUCAGUAUUUUGUUGAAUUGCGUUAGCAGUUCAGCUAAUCUGCUGAUCUGCUCUCAAAUCCUUAAAACUUUAUCAGAAAUCACGAAAUUUUGUAUAUACAUGAUAAAUUCUACCAUAUUUAAAUAAUCUGUAAGUUUCGAGUACUAGUAUAGUACUAUAUACUAUUGAGCUUAAGUAGUCCGUGGCCUCAGCUUAGCAGUUCAGCAAAUUCGACCACCACCAUUUCUAAAGUUCAGUUCCAGCUUUUGGAUUAAUGUAAUAUAAACAAGUCCACGUAUUGUCAAUACAACACACUUAUCAUAAUACAGAGUAAUUACAAUUUUAAAUUAUAACUUUAAUCAAAAUAAUGAAGUGUAUUAUUUAAUAUCUAGUUAUAGACACAUGUAAUUUAGCAUUAUAUAUUCUGUUAAUAAAACACAUUAUUUUUAAUAGUUAGCAAAAAUAUUACACAAGUACUGAAAGUAAAAUUAUUUUUAAAAAAAAUAUGUUGUUUAAUCUUUGGGUUUAAAGUUUAGGAAAAAAUAUUCCAAGUCCAAAAGCUAGAGGUGAACCUGGUAAUACCCUUAGGUAAAGUUAAGUUUACUGAUACUAAUAAAUUUAAUUUGUACAUUCAUCUAAUGAUGCUAAUAGUUAAUAAAUUAGAGACCAUGAAUUUAAAGAUAAAUUAAUGUAAUUGUCUACUAUUCUAUUUUGUAAAAAUUAUAGAACAUAAAAUAAUGAUAUUACAAAUGUAAUCUUAUUUUUUUCAGUUUCCAAAAUGUUGCCAAUGAGAAUAUUACGCACUUGUUAUACAUGUCGACUUAAAACACUUUCAUGCAGAAGUAUGACUAUUGUAACAUCCAAAACAAAUGUUAUUCCAGAAGACAUACAAAAAUUGUCAAAAGAGUUAAAUUUAAACAAUGAAGAAUUAGCUAAAGUUUUCAAUAAUCAUCAGAACAAAUUAAGAUAUUCUAAAAAACAGUGGCUAAAGUUUUUUGAUUAUUUGAGUCAAUACGAUUUUAAAAAAUCUCAAAUUUUAGAAAUGAUUGAUUCAAAUCCAGAUUUAUUAAGGGUAAAUAACAGUAAUUUACACAAAUGUAUGAGUGUAUGGACUAAUUUACGUUUUGAUGACCAAAAAUUAAAACAAUUAAUAGUUAAUCAACCUUGUUGUUUGUUGUUGGAUGAUAAGGAUUUGUUAUCCAGAAUCCCUAAACUUUUGGCAUAUGUUGGAAAUAAACGUAAUUGGUUGUUAGAACUAAUAUCAUAUUCCCCAAAUGUUUUGUUUGAUAGUUGGACACACCUUGAAGCUAAACUUGAUUAUGUUAUGCUAAAUAUGGAAUUUGGCCCUACUCAAUUUGUAACAACUAAUGUGAUGUCUUCAAAACUUUUUGACAUAAAAUGUAGACAUAGUUUUUUAGUAAAACUUGGUAUGUUCAAACCAAGAGAUCCAAAAGCUGAAAAGUCAAAUCAAAUAACUGGUAAUCCUUCAUUAAAGAGAAUUAUGGAAACAAAUGAUAAGCAGUUUGCUGUUAAAGUUGCUGGAGUAACUACUGAAGAAUUUGUUGUCUAUAAAAAAAUAUUUGAAAAACAAUUUGACGAAAAUGAAGAUGAUUCAGAUCAAGAGGAAUUUAACUUAGAUUGAUAAUUAUAUACAAAUGUGUAUUGAAGAUAAUAUAUAUUAAUCAGUUGCAUUAAUGCCUACAUAAUCUAAAAAUGGAUUGUGAAAAUUUAUUUAAUUAUAAUUUUAAAAUAAUAAGUAAAAACAAUGUACUGAGUUAAAUUUUAAGUUGAAUUCAUUUAUAGAUUAUUAAAUUGAUUUUAAGGUGAUUUUUUUUUGUUUUAAAUUAAAUUAAUAUUGUUGAAUAUCAACUGAUAUACAUUUUUGUUUUUAAAUAUUAAGCAGAGUAAGAAG